CUGCCUUUCAGACAUGAGGACUCAUUUUUCUCCCUUUGGAGUCUCUCUUUUCUUCUCAGGCACAACAAAAAAGAGGGAAGGAAAAAAUUAAAAGAAAAAUUAAAACUGCUUCUGUUCGCUCUCUGGCAUUUUGCUCAAAGCGUCCGACCAUAGUCUGACUCUUUCGGUACUCUCUAUUCGAAGAGCCGAAAAGAGUCACAUAUAAUAAUUGCACUAGCUCGCCAGCCUCUCUUCUCUUCUCUAGCAUUUCAUUCAAUCAAAUAUAUCAUGAAGUAGAAAUAAACAAGGAUAGAGAAAGCAAGAGAAAGCGGAUCAAACAAAGAUGAGUGUUUCUUUGACUGUGAUGACCUUCAAUCUCCACGACGAUCAGCCACAGGACAGUCCUAAUUCAUGGGAGAAGCGGAGGGGUUUGUGCAUAAGCGUUAUUACUAGUUACUCCCCAAUCAUCCUUUGUACUCAGCAAGGAGUGAAAUCGCAGUUGGAUUUUCUUCAUCAGGGUUUGCCAGGUUAUGAUCAGUUCGGCAUAUCACGAAAAGGCCCUGAAGACACUACUGAUGAGCAGUGCACAAUCUUCUAUGAUAGGGAAAAGGUAGAGCUUCUGGAAGGCGGAACCUUUUGGCUGUCCGAGUCUCCCUCUGUACCUGGCAGCAUGUCAUGGGGUUCUGAAGUUCCUUGCAUAGCAACAUGGGCUACAUUUCAACUGAAAGGGGUUGAACCGCCUGGAUUUUCAUUUCAGAUAGUAAAUACAAACAUGGAUCAAUUCAGUCCUCGUGCUCGUAGACGAAGUGCUUUACUCACAUGGCAGCACAUUGCAUCCUUGCCUCCUAGCCUUCCAGUUUUAUACUGUGGAGGAUUCAAUGCACAAAAGGAAUCAACUACAGGACGGUUUCUCCUUGGAAGAUCAAGAGAGCAUGGUGUAGUUGGGGAUAUGCGGGAUGCAUGGCCUAGUGCCCGUGUAAGGAAAAACGUUUCCUUAAUCCGCACUUAUCAUGGAUUCAAGGGUGACAAGCAAGGAGCUCUAGAAUUUGUCAAAUUAAUAUUUAGAGCACUUUGCCUCUGCUGGGAUCGCCAAACACAGGAUCUUCAUAUUGAUUGGAUCCUUUUCAGAGGUAGAUCUCUGAUUCCUGUUUCAUGUGAAGUGGUUAAUGAUAACAUUGAUGGGUACUACCCAUCCUCUCAUUAUCCCAUAUUUGCUGAAUUUAUGCUUCCUCGCACUGUGAGGAUGUUAGAGCCCCCACCACCACCUGCACCUGUACAAGAGGAUAACUAAAUUUUCAUGUGUUGAGUUAUGCUAUGUAAUUCAUUCCGUCGUUAUAGCUGGUAUUGAAAUUUCAUUCUGUGCCUCUCAUUUUGAGUUGGGCAUUAAAUAUAAGUUGUACACUGCCCCUCCCUGCCCGAGGUUCUUGUGUCGAACAGAGAUCAGUACGAUUGUGAAUUAAAUUUUCUCUUCUUGUUAUUGUCAAAA
This is a messenger RNA of Prosopis cineraria, 1465 nucleotides long. RefSeq lists its product as uncharacterized. Gene Ontology annotation, molecular function: 3'-5'-RNA exonuclease activity. The coding region runs from base 323 to 1270 and encodes 315 amino acids. NCBI's taxonomy places the organism in Eukaryota, Viridiplantae, Streptophyta, Magnoliopsida, Fabales, Fabaceae. The record is from RefSeq and is a predicted model, not a curated record. The transcript has 7 exons.